CGCCUGUCGAUCACCUGGCCCCGCCCCACGCCGGCGCGCCCCCGGGAAGGUCCCGCCCCUCACCCUUGGCCGGGCGGGAAGCGAGCGCGCGCUCCUUCCCGUUACCUCUGCCUGAGGGGAGGGAGGGGGAAGCGGGAGGCGCGCGCUCGCGAACGGCGUGCUCGCGUACGUCGCCGGGGUUCGUUUGCGUCCGUCCCGCCGCCCGCCCGUUGCCGCUGCCGCCGUCGCCGUCGCCGCGCUCUCGCUUCGCCGGGCCGCCGCCUAGGGGGGGUUGGGGCCGGGCCAAGCUACCACCGCCGUUGCCGGGAUGCCGCGGGUAUACAUCGGCCGCCUGAGCUACCAGGCCCGGGAGCGCGAUGUGGAGCGCUUCUUUAAGGGCUAUGGGAAGAUCCUGGAGGUGGAUCUGAAGAACGGGUAUGGUUUUGUGGAGUUUGAUGAUCUGCGUGAUGCAGAUGAUGCUGUUUAUGAACUGAAUGGCAAAGACCUUUGUGGUGAGCGAGUAAUUGUUGAACAUGCCCGCGGCCCACGUCGAGAUGGCAGUUACGGUUCUGGACGCAGUGGAUAUGGUUAUAGAAGAAGUGGCCGAGAUAAAUACGGCCCUCCUACCCGCACAGAGUACAGGCUUAUUGUGGAGAAUUUGUCAAGUCGGUGCAGCUGGCAAGACCUAAAGGAUUAUAUGCGUCAGGCGGGAGAGGUAACCUAUGCAGAUGCUCACAAGGGACGCAAAAAUGAAGGGGUGAUCGAAUUUUUGUCUUACUCUGAUAUGAAAAGAGCUUUGGAAAAGUUGGAUGGAACUGAAGUCAAUGGCAGAAAAAUCAGAUUGGUUGAAGACAAGCCAGGUUCUAGACGACGCCGGUCCUACUCCAGAAGCCGGAGUCAUUCGAGGUCUCGCUCUCGAAGCAGACAUUCCCGUAAGAGCAGAAGCCGAAGUGGCAGCAGCAAAAGCAGUCACUCUAAGAGCAGGUCCCGAUCCAGGUCACGUUCCCAUUCCCAGAGCAAGAGUCGCAGCCGCAGCCAGAGCCGCAGCCGCAGCAAGAAGGAAAAGAGCAGGAGCCCCAGCAAGGGCGACAAGAGUCGCAGCCGCAGCCGCAGCGCUGACAAGAGCCGCAGUAAGAGCAGAGACCAAGGCGAGGAGAAGAUCCAGAACAAUGACAGCGCCGGGAAAUCCAAGAGCCAGAGCCCCAGCAGGCAUAAAAGUAAGAGUAAAAGCAGGAGCAGGAGUCAGGAGAGAAGAGUGGAGGAGGAGAAGCGAGGGAGCGUGAGCAGAAGUAGAAGCAAGGAGAAGAGCAGAAGUCAGGAGAAAAGCCUCCUCAAGAGCAGGAGCCGGAGCAGGAGCAAAGGGGGCAGCAGGAGCCGGAGCAGGAGUCGCAGCAAAAGCAAGGACAAGAGGAAGGGAAGGAAGAGAAGCCGGGAGGAGAGCCGUAGUCGCAGCCGCAGCCGCAGCCACAGCCACGGCAAGAGCGAGAGGAGCAGAAAACGAGGUGGCAAGCGAGACAGCAAGUCAGGCAGCAGCAAGAAGAAGAAGGAAGACACCGAUCGCUCCCAGUCCAGAUCGCGCUCCCGCUCCCGCUCCGUGUCAAAGGAGCGGGAACGUGCCAAGUCCGAGUCUGGCCAGAGGGAAGGCCGAGGCGAGAGUGAAGAUGCUGGCACCAACCAGGAGACCCGGUCCAGGUCGAGGUCCAAUUCCAAAUCAAAACCAAACCCAUCAGAAUCGCGCUCUAGAUCAAAGUCAGCCUCAAAAACCCGGUCUCGGUCCAAGUCUAGAUCCAGGUCUGCUUCCAGAUCACCCUCCCGGUCUAGAUCUAGGUCCCACUCAAGGUCCUAACUGGCUACGACCACAGUUGGAACUACCCAAGAAGUUUUUUGUACAUGUUUGGUAGCCGUAGCACAAGUGAUUGAAGUAGACCACACGUCACUGCUGUACAUUUUUAACUCCCCUAAUGGUGUGUCUAUAAUUGUUAAAUCUCAGUGCUUCCUCUCCGUAAAGCCUCCUGGCACCAGGCCUUCCUGCUCGACUGAAAAAAAUCUUCUCUUUGAAACCCCCCUUUACUCACAGCCCACAGUAGAAUAUCCAAAACGCCUCAGCUUUCAGGCCUGGCCUUUCCUAUAGGAAGCUCAGUACCUGGAUGGCUUUAAGGCUGGAAUGAUGACAUAGGUAGGUAUGGUGAGUUCAACCAUUUUUGCCCUUGAAUUGAUGCCCUUUGAUGUAUGCCAUUUAGUGAAAGUGCUAAGUCUUAAGUUUCCUACCACUUUGGUUUCUUAUUUUUGGACCUAACAAAGUUGUGAAUAGCACAGUCGAGGAAAAUUGAUACCUGCAGUAACCCAUAGAAAAUAAACUGUAGAGUUCCAUAUUCUGGUAUUGUGACUAUAUUGUUUUAUAUUAAAAAAAAAAAAAGAAAAGAAUUUUUUUUAAUUUUAUUUUUCCCUGUCUUGCAAAGUAUAGUGCCCCCUGUUUCCAUUAAAUUUGAAUAAAGACUAUUUUUGCUUGACAAA
This is a messenger RNA of Orycteropus afer afer, 2493 nucleotides long. It is a transcript of the gene SRSF4, whose product is annotated as serine and arginine rich splicing factor 4. The record is from RefSeq and is a predicted model, not a curated record. Gene Ontology annotation, biological process: mRNA splice site recognition; alternative mRNA splicing, via spliceosome. Gene Ontology annotation, cellular component: ribonucleoprotein complex; cytoplasm; nucleus. Lineage: Eukaryota; Metazoa; Chordata; Mammalia; Tubulidentata; Orycteropodidae. Gene Ontology annotation, molecular function: mRNA binding.